AAUAAUAAAUAUUAUUUACAUGAAAUCAUAGAUUGAAGUUUUAAUUCAUUUUAAAAAAUUCACAAACAUCGAUCUUUUCACAUAAGGAAUCUAUUAGAUAAGAGUUCAUAUUGUACUUAUUCUCAUCAUAAAUAGCCUGAAGCUUAACCUUAUUUGAUUGUUAAAACAUUCAAGCCAGAUAAUAAAUAUUCAAGUAAUGAGGUUGAUUAAAAUUUUGUACUUUAUGAAGAAAAUUUAGAGGAUAAAUAUUUCUAUUCAUAAGGCUUCUUGAUUCGAUAUGAGGAGGAAGAAAUACAUACUAAUAUUGGGUGUGUAUUUCGAUUGUCAGAAACUUAAAAUAUUGAGAUUAUAAUUGAAUUGCUAUUCCUGGAUAAAAAACUAAUAGGAGAUAUUUUUGUUGAUGAUUUAUAGAAUGUGGCUUUGUCAUUAAAAUAAUAGAUGCAAAUAGUAUCAAAAGCCACUUUAACAGUUUCUAACCCCUGGAAAUUUAAUUAAGCAUAUUAUCCAAUUGAAUUUGAUACUGCUCAUUUUUGUCUAUUGGAAACAUAAAUUCAUACAAUUCCUAUUCAAUUUUCUUUUACAAAGCAAUAUUUAUCUAAAAUUCUUGUUAAUGUUUCAUAAGAAGAAUUUUAAGAGUUUUUAAACAAAUCUAUAUAUUUGUUAUUGGAGAAUAGAAAAUAAUUAACAAAAUAAUUAGCUAAUUUACAGAAUGAAAAGAAACUGAUAUAGUUAUAAUAUUAGGAAAAAUAAUUAGAUUUAAAAGAUUAAGAUAUAGAAAAUUAAAUUAUACAAGUAUAUUCUUAUCCAUCAAUAGAGUCUACAUGAUCUUCAUCAUGAUAUGUAUAUUUUAUGGUGCGAACUUUUAGAUGCAGUCAAGGAGAAGCAUUAAUAACUUUAAGAUAAAUUGGAAUAGGAAUUCUUAUGUCAAAUGAUAUAGAGAUGGUAAAAUUGUGUACUUUUAAACAAAUCUGAAGUAAAAUAAUUAGAUUAAGCUCAAUAAAAUGGAAAGGGUAACCAUGAGAAAGCAAAGCAAUUGAGAAAUUAAUUUAUUACUUAAGAAAUGGAUGGAAUAAAAUAUAUAGAUUUGUUAUAACCUUUAAAUAUAAAUCCUUUUAUAUUUAAACAUACUUGUGUUUAGAAUGGAUUUGUAUAGAAGCCACCAAAUUCUUUUAUUCAUUAUGUAGUCUUAGUUCAUGGAUAUUAAGGAACUUCAUAUGACAUGAGAUAUUGGAAAUCUAUAUUGACUAUACGUUUUAAGGAGAAAAUAAGAUUGAUAUGUCCUACAUGUAAUGAUGGCAUUUCAAAUAAACCAAUUUAAGAAUAAGCAAAAUUACUUGCUAUUGAAGUCAAUAAUUAUAUAAGUGAUGAUAAUGUGACAGAAUUUCGAUUAUCAUUUAUUGGUCAUUCACUUGGAGGAUUAAUAAUAAGAGCAGCACUUCCUGAGUUGAGUGAAUUUAAAUAGUCUAUGCAUACUUAUGUAAGUCUAGCAUCUCCUCAUUGUGGAUAUGCUUCAUCUGAAAGUGUUUUAGUUGAUACUGGAUUAAUGAUGAUUUAAAAAUGGAAUAAAUGUAAAACUCUAGAAGAAUUAAGUUAAAGAGAUCAUAAAGAUGUUAAAAAUACUUAUAUUUAUAAUUUGAGUAAAGCAGAUGGAUUAAAUUGGUUUAAUAAUGUUGUUGUCAUGUCAUCAUUUUAAGAUCUUUAUGUACCUUUCCAUUCUGCUAUGGUUUAGAAAAUUGAAAAUUCUAAUGAUUAAAGAGUUUAAGCAUAUAAUGAAAUUGUUUCAAAUAUUUUAUCUAAAUGUGGCAAAAUUGAUCGAUUUGACAUUAAUUUUUUAAUAAACAAAAAGUAAUGUAAUUUAUUUUACAAUAGAAAAUUGGAUAAAUUUAUAGGAAGAGCAGCUCAUAUUGAAUUUAUUGAUAAUUUAACAUUAGUAAAAAUGUUUGUUUACUUACACGAUGAAUAUUUUCAUUGA
This is a messenger RNA of Paramecium sonneborni, 1972 nucleotides long. NCBI's taxonomy places the organism in Eukaryota, Ciliophora, Oligohymenophorea, Peniculida, Parameciidae. The record is from the annotation of a GenBank genome assembly.